Messenger RNA from Musa acuminata AAA Group (dessert banana), 1477 nucleotides. Its product is annotated as expansin-B15-like. The record is from RefSeq and is a predicted model, not a curated record. Bases 547 to 1365 code for a protein of 272 amino acids. Gene Ontology annotation, biological process: sexual reproduction. NCBI's taxonomy places the organism in Eukaryota, Viridiplantae, Streptophyta, Magnoliopsida, Zingiberales, Musaceae. Gene Ontology annotation, cellular component: extracellular region. The transcript is spliced from 5 exons.
ACAUAUUGGUAUAUGAAAUGUGAAGGAUAAGAAGCCUAAACUGGGCCUAUGACUACGGGGCCUCCUACGUCCGGGCCACCACGACGAGCAGCCGUCCGAUGGGGGCGUUGAUGUGAUACGUGAGGUCGAUUCAACGGCCAGCAUUCCGCCAUCAUCGGCUCGGUUCGUGGGGCGGACGGCUCACUUUCGAGACCCCGGAUUCGGGGUGGGGUAACGUGUCCUCUUCCUCCAUGCACACCAUGCAGUUUUCACCUACGCUUCAUUCUUCAAUCAUUUUCAGAUCGAUUAGUGUGCAUUGAAGUUGUCAAAGUCCAUAAUCACGGCAAAAGUUCAUCCUCUUGCUGAUCCACCAAGCCAUGCAUCGUUAGAUGCUUACUUAGAAAUGCCAUUUAGUAGCCUUCAACUCAGAAUUUGCGGCUGAGAUACUGCGAAUCAACUGAGGUAAUACAUCGAUCCAAACUAUAAAUACUCACAGACUUCGCAUCUCGAACCACAACCAACCCUUCUCUUCUUCCUCCUCCAGCUCCAAGCAUUUGCUUAGUAGCCAUGGCCUUCUCACUUCCUCAUCACUCUUCUCUUCUUGUCUUCGUCGCACUGCUAGCCUUCCUUUCCCUCCUUGGCCCAUGCGCCUGCCGCAAACUCCUCAACUCGUCUGCCGUAGCCGGGGCCACCUGGUCGUCAGCCGGAGCCACCUGGUAUGGAACAGCCAACGGCGCCGGAAGUGACGGUGGCGCAUGUGGAUAUGGUGGUGCAGUCGCUACGGCUCCGUUCUCGUCCAUGAUAGCAGCAGGAAGUCCUUCGAUCUACAAGUCCGGCAAGGGUUGCGGUGCUUGCUAUCAGGUUCUGUGCACGACGAACGACGCGUGCUCCGGAGACCCGGUGACCGUCGUCAUCACGGACGAGUGCCCCGGCGGGCCGUGUCUUGCCGAGCCCGUCCACUUCGACCUCAGCGGGACCGCCUUCGGGGCUAUGGCGAAGCCUAGCCAAGGCGACCAGCUUCGCAACGCAGGCGUCCUUCAAGUACAGUACUCCAGAGUGCAGUGCAGCUACCCCGGCUUCGACGUCACCUUCAAGGUGGAUGCGGGAUCCAACCCAAACUACCUCGCCGUGCUCAUCGUGUACGAAGGAGGGGACGGGGAUCUGGCGGCCGUCGACAUGCAGCAGGGGGCGUCGGGCUCGUGGAUCUCCAUGCAGCAAUCGUGGGGCGCGGUUUGGAAGCUGAACUUGGGGUCGGCGCUGCAGCCGCCUUUCUCGUUCCGGCUGACCUCGGGCCUCUCGGGGAAGACCCUCAUCGCCACGAACGUCAUCCCCGCCGGGUGGCAGGCAGGGAGCACCUACACCUCCACCGUCAACUACAACACCUAAUACAUCUAAAACAAUGCACUAAGUUACUGCUCAUAUAUAUAUAUAUAUAUAUAUAUAUCUAUAUGAUGAUGCUGAAUGCUUCGUGUAUGUGUGUGCGGCUGUUACAAGUAUA